GGAAUGUAUAUCAAAUCAACAUAUGAUGGACUACAUGUAAUCACAGGAACAACUGAAAAUUCUCCUGCUGACCAGUGUAAGAAAAUCCAUGCUGGCGAUGAGGUGAUCCAGGUCAACCAUCAAACUGUGGUUGGCUGGCAGUUAAAGAAUCUAGUAAAUGCAUUGCGGGAAGACCCAAAUGGAGUGAUUUUAACCUUGAAAAAACGUCCUCAGAAUACCCUGGUUUCUGCUCCUGCCCUUCUGAAGAAUGUGAGGUGGAAGCCUCUUGCACUUCAGCCUGUAAUUCCAACCAGUCCAACAAGCAGUUCUACAACACCAACAAGUACAAUGGGCUUAUCUUCAAAACUGGAGAACUCGGCACUCCAGGAUGUUUUCAUUCUGUCUCCUAUGUCAGGACUUUAUGGCCCCAGGGAUGAAAUUGGAAUAAUGUCCUGUGAUGACAUCAGCAAAUUUGGGAAGUCUGGAAUGAAAGGCUCUGAGUCUCCAAGCUAUUUUCUGGAGCAUGAAAGUGGGAAAUACUACACUUUAAUUGAAGGUGAAGCCCACCCUGUGGGCUCUGAGUAUGAGAGAAGCAGAGCUACAGGAGUGCGGAGAAGAGAAAAAACACCCACUCACGGAGAUUUAAGGCCUGUUUCUAUGCCUGCUGAGUACAGUUGGAUAGGGGAGUCAAAAGAACAAAACAUGUACAAGAGGGGAAGCAGAGAGGAGAAUUCGCUCCUGCGGUAUCUGAGUGAUGACAAGAUACUGGUUAUCCAAGAAGAGCCUUUGGCACAAAAGGACAACAAAAGGGACACAGGUCGUAGGUCAAGAAAAAAGGGCAAAACCUCAAGCAGUCCAAACUACCCUAUUAGUCCAUCUGUACUGACAUCUACUAUUAAUGUUAGGCUUGAACCUGGGCAGCAAGAUAUCUUGAACUUCUCGCUAGCAGAAAACAAUACCGUUCCACUGUAUCACUCAUUCCAUUACGCUUCUCUCAGGGUAAAAAGCAGAAAAUGGUCAAAAGGUAACUUAUUUGAUGGGAGCAGAAGACGGAUUUCCUGCAAAGACUUGGGGCACGGAGAUUGUGAAGGCUGGCUAUGGAAGAAAAAGGAUGCCAAAGGUUAUUUCACACAGAAAUGGAAGAAGUACUGGUUUAUUCUAAAGGAUUCAUCCCUGUACUGGUACACAAACCAGAAUGAUGAAAAAGCAGAAGGAUUCAUUAGUUUGCCUGAGUUCAGAAUAGAUAGAGCAAUUGAAUGCAGAAGAAAACAUGCAUUCAAAGCAUGCCACCCCAAAAUAAAGAGCUUCUACUUUGCAACAGACUGCCUAGAAGAAAUGAAUAGAUGGAUGAAUCGUUUGGGUCUCGCAGCAAUUGGUUACACGCCUGAUGACAAAGAUAUCCAUCCAGACGAAGAUUACUGGAGUGAAAGCGACCAGGAUGACAUCGAUGGCUCUUUAACCCUGAAGCAGGAGGGCUCUUCCACACUGUGUGACUCCUAUCACCGAACACCCUCAAUGAAUUCUUCAAGUCCAUUCCCUGAAGCCAAACACGGGCGACACUUUUCAAGUGAAUCAACGUAUUCUCAUUCUUCUGCUGAGGAUUCUCGACAAGAUGUAGCAGGAAGCACACACUCGUCAGGAUGCAGACCUCCCUACCGAGAAAGACGCUCAUGGCAGGAUCUGAUAGAGACUCCGUUAACCAGUUCAGGGCUCCAUUUUCUGCAGACUGUUCCUCCUGAUGCAGAGUACAUGAGUGGCCGGCCCGGAAUGUCACCGGACAAACGAAGACAAGCAACGCUCCCAGUUCAAAGGCGCCAUAAUUUCGAGCAGGACGGGCCUUUCCCUUUGGCGGAUUGUCAAAGGGGACAGAGCUGUCAUAGCAGACCACAGAAGCAACGUAGUCAAAGUCUUCCGCGAAACAGAGAUGUCAGGGGUAAGGGACGUGUAAAGUCCAUAGAGGGAACAGACGACAAGCUGGAAGAGCAAGUUCCUAUUAGAAGGCAUAAUAGUUUCUGUGCAGAAGAAAACGUAAAAGAAACUGGAGAAAGCACAGAUGGUCUGCAAGAGCUAUACAAAUCUCUGGAACAAGCCAGCUUGUCAGCUUUUGGAGAGCAGCGUCCUUCCACCAAGCAGGAGUUCCGCAAGUCUUUCGUAAAGCGAUGUAAUGAUCCAGUUGUCAAUGAAAAGCUCCACCACAUCAGAGUUCUCAAGAGCACUUUAAAAGCGAAGGAAGGGGACCUCGCAGCUAUCAACAGCCUUCUGGAUGAUCCCAACUUAACAUCCAAGAAGUUCAAAGAUUGGAAACUCAAGAACUAUGAGUUUUUCCUGGACAUUUGUGAGUACAGCGCCGCUGUGAAAUCUCAGAAUGGAGCCUCUGACCAUGCAACCUCAGCACCAAUGCUGACACACACCCACUCGUUCAUCGAAACUCACGUGUGA
Messenger RNA from Eurypyga helias (sunbittern), 2418 nucleotides. RefSeq names its product connector enhancer of kinase suppressor of ras 2-like. Gene Ontology annotation, cellular component: cytoplasm; membrane. Gene Ontology annotation, biological process: regulation of signal transduction. The transcript is spliced from 17 exons. The record is from RefSeq and is a predicted model, not a curated record. Gene Ontology annotation, molecular function: protein binding. The annotation marks the transcript as partial. Lineage: Eukaryota; Metazoa; Chordata; Aves; Eurypygiformes; Eurypygidae.